Messenger RNA from Syngnathus acus (greater pipefish), 1524 nucleotides. Its product is annotated as transmembrane protein 222-like. The transcript is spliced from 6 exons. The record is from RefSeq and is a predicted model, not a curated record. The coding region runs from base 43 to 594 and encodes 183 amino acids. Lineage: Eukaryota; Metazoa; Chordata; Actinopteri; Syngnathiformes; Syngnathidae.
ACGUCACCGUCUUCGUCAACCUGUCAGAGGUGGAGCCGUGAUAUGGCGGAUGCCGAUAACAUCAACAUUAUGAAGAACUAUCACGGAGAUUUGUUGGGAAAUGACAAAAAGAACAGCCGCUACCCCUACUGCAUUGUCUGGACCCCCAUUCCUAUUUUAUCGUGGGUGCUGCCUUUCAUUGGUCAUAUGGGAAUUUGCACCUCUUCCGGAAUCAUCAGAGAUUUUGCAGGAUCUUACUUUGUCUCGGAGGACAAUAUGGGCUUCGGGAGACCAACAAAGUAUUGGAAACUUGAUGUGAACAAAGUGCGUGGCAAUGGUGCUGCAACUUGGGACCAAGCCGUUUAUGAUGCAUCUGAGGAAUACAAAGGCAGACAGCACAACCUGUGUUUUGAUAACUGCCAUUCCCACGUCGCCAUGGCCCUCAACUUGAUGCGCUAUGACAACAGCUCCUCUUGGAACAUGAUCAAAUUGUGCUUUGGCUCUCUUUUUCAUGGCAAAUAUGUGAGCUGGUCCGCGUUCCUCAAGACCUGGCUGCCCUUCAUCCUUCUCUGCGUCGUAAUCAGCAUGGUCAUCCUCACGUUCAACCUGCAGUAAUUAAUACACGACACCGGGAGACUCAUUUGUUUGCUACGUAUUGUGUUUGAGACUUUGCCUAUUUAUGAAGCAAAUUUUGCUUUCAGCUCAGGCUCUUGAACUACCUUGGAAUGAUACGCUGAUGAGUUUCCCGACUGGCUAAUAUACAUUUUGGUGAUGGGAAAUGGAAAUGACAAUGCGAAUUACUGCACAAACCCAUUGUUGAAAUUAUUCCUCAAUUAUUUAAGAUUAAGUGUUCUGAAAGCAUUACCGAAUGACGAAGGGACCCGUUGGAGGAAAAAUGACUCUGAGUAGAUAAACGUGUUUAUUGUAUCCCCCCCAUCCUCAUUUUUUUUUUUUUUAUGUUAGGAUACUACAUGUUUUUUAUGGGUGCAUUUCAAUGCUUUAAAAAUUGUACAUCUUCAUAAAGAAUGUAAUUUUAGCCUCAUCAUGUUGCCGUCAAUAUCACUAUAAAGUCCCUUUGCUAAUAUCAUAAUCGUUAUUAUCAAGAAAAUAAAUCAGAAUAAUCAAAGUCUGAGAUCUUAUAAGUGGCCAAAUAUUGGUAACAAUACGCCGCAUAUAAAUCAAUUUCACCAUCCACGAGGUCUUUGAUACUAUGACUCAUUCUGAUCACGGGUGUUCUAUUUUUAUCAUAUUGAACAUGUCCUAGAUAUUGCUGUGGACUUUAGCAUAAUAAAGUAACUGCCCCUUAAUGUUUAAUUAAUAAUAAUAAAAAAAAGACACCUUGUAGUGAUAUUGACUCUAUUGCAAUAUUUGUACAAAAUAUUUAUUUUUAUUAUCAACAACGGUUUUCCUGCUUCAUUGUAUAGUGGAGGUCACAGUCUGCUUGUCCGCUGUAGCUUUAAGGGGGGUGAGGGGGACUCCACACUUUUUUCCAUCCAGCAGAUUCUGCGCUAAAAGAACUGCCAUCAAUUUACAACAGCCUUUAUU